This is a messenger RNA of Aplysia californica (California sea hare), 2594 nucleotides long. RefSeq names its product solute carrier family 40 member 1. NCBI's taxonomy places the organism in Eukaryota, Metazoa, Mollusca, Gastropoda, Aplysiida, Aplysiidae. Gene Ontology annotation, cellular component: membrane. Gene Ontology annotation, molecular function: iron ion transmembrane transporter activity. Gene Ontology annotation, biological process: iron ion transmembrane transport. The transcript has 11 exons. Bases 505 to 2340 code for a protein of 611 amino acids. The record is from RefSeq and is a predicted model, not a curated record.
AUUUUAAUUCUUCCUUACUUGGGAUGGCUUCUGCAUGUUGUCUCAAUCUGCUUUAUGGGGAAAUCGUGGUGAAUCUUGUCCUGACUCCUAGCUCGUAAAGAUGCACAUCAGUGUUCAUCUGAUAAACGCAACUGUUAAUUCGAGUCAACAGCACAAUACAAUUCAAAGCAAAUUAAAAAUUAUAGUACAGUACAUUUAUUACGAACUCGCGAAGCACGAAUUGUCCGACUUCGCACAGAAAAAAGUUCAAGCGUUAAUUCCCUUGGAAUUGUUAUCAAGGUAAACAAAAUUCGCUUCUGAACUUUCUGCACUCCUGCAUUGGACUGAUGAUCAAAGUCAUAAAAUCAUGUCUCUGGACAAUUCUCCUAGAGAUACUCCGAAGGUGGCUGGCUGAUCAUUAGAUCUAGGCCUAAACUCUAGAAUCUAAGUCUAUGCGUUCGGAUGUUUGCAAAACUGAACUAACUUCACAGAGACGUCAAGGUUCUGAAUGACUGAAUUGUCUGAAUGGCUUGUGGUCCUGGCAAAGGGUUUUUCUCCAGUACCAACUUUUUCGUGUACCUGAGCCAUUGCCUGUCAGCAUGGGGUGACCGAAUGUGGGCUUUUGGUAUUGGGAUUUUCCUUAUCAACAUCAGCCCAGAGUCCCUGCAGCUGACUGCUGCCAGUGGCCUGAGUAGGGGCAUCAGCGUUCUACUCUUUGGUGCUCUCAUUGGAGACAUUGUGGAUGUGUCACCCAGACUCAAGGCUGCUCAGGUGGCCUUAGUACUCCAAAAUGCAUUUGUCAUUUUGAAUGUGGCCGUCAUCUACAUCUAUUUGAAGUACAGUGCAGACAUCCUUUCUGUGGGAUUGUGGAUCAAAUAUGUCAUAUACGCAAUCAUUAUCAUCUUCUCCAUUUUGUCUCAGCUGUCUAGUAUUGCUCGCAGUAUUGCAGUGGAAAAAGACUGGAUCGUUGAGAUAUGUGGUGGAGACUCAGACAAGCUAGCAACUAUGACAGCCUCCUUGCGGCGCAUUGAUCUGUCGACCAAAGUGUUGGCACCGGUGGCCACUGGACUUAUUAUGACAUUUGCUGGAGUGGAAUUUGGAGCUCUUUUUAUAGGAGGAUGGAACUUAGUUUCUGUUGUGAUUGAGUACUACUUUUUAUGGAAAGUUUACAACACGGUGCCAGCUCUUCGGAGAAAAAAGAAUUUGAAGAGAUCAGAAGUACUUGCCUUGGCAGCUGGUGAUACAACAGAUCAAGAGAUUAAAGAUGUAGUUCAGGCAGGCUCUGCUGAAGUUCCACAACAGUUCAGUGAGACUGAGGAGACUCCAGAUUCCCCAGAAGCUGACAAUGAGGAUGGAGCCCCAACACCUCUUAUGGAACAAAGUAAGGCUGAAAGAAAUGCCCAGAGUAAAGAAGAAAAAGAUUCUGAGGAACAGACCAAGAAUGGAUGCAGAUGUAGCAUCUUCAACAGUUUACAAAGGUUGUAUAAAGGCUGGCCGAUUUACAUCGGCUAUGAUGUCGUACAUGCUGGAAUUGCCCUUUCCUGCCUUUACAUGACAGUCCUGGGCUUUGACAAUGUCACAGUGGGUUAUGCUAAAAUGCAAGGCAUGACGGAAGGACAUAUUGGUGGACUCAUGAGUGUGUCAGCUGUUGUUGGUAUUGUUGGAACCUUCUUGUACCCGAUCAUGAGGAGAAAGCUGGGCUUGCCGCGGACUGGCAUUUUUGGCCUUUCCUUUGAAAUCCUGUGCCUGACAUUGUGCAUAGCCUCUGUGUGGAUUCCUGACAGUCCCUUUGAUUUGUCCAAAGGAUUCCACUAUUCCACACCAGAUAGUGGCUUAAACUGCACUGCUGAUCAGAGCAACAAUACAGAUGUUUUCUACAUUACUUCCGAUGGGAACAAUUCAACCAUUGACUAUGGCAAUUACUCUCUGGCUGUGACUACUCCUGUGAUGAUAAAUGAAACGUCAACUCCUUGCUCUCCUUUGUCAGUAAAUCCUCGACCCUCUGUAUCAGUUUGGAUGCUUAUGGCAGGCAUUGUCACUGCACGCUUUGGUCUCUGGGUGGCUGAUUUAGCAAUUACACAGCUGUUCUUGGAGAGAGUAGAAGAGGCUGAGAGAGGGAAAGUCAAUGGAGUGCAGAGUUCUCUGAAUCAACUAAUGGAUAUGCUCAAGUUUUUAAUGGUGGUUUUGGCUCCUUACGAGCAUCAGUUUGGUUUGCUUGUCAUAAUAUCAUUUGUUUUUAUUUGUAUUGGAUGGCUCUUUUAUGCGUACUUCUUGAAAAAGAAUCGAGGCCAUCUGUUCCAUUUUGAAAAGUGUCUUAUUGGUUGUGGCAAUGGUGCUGCACCUUCAAAUGGAAAUGUGUGAGAAGGAUAUCUCAUGUGAUGUAGACUUAUUUCUGAGCUAUGUAGUAAUGAAUCAGUAGUGAAAAUUGAAUGCAGACUCAAACUAGGUACCAGAAACUACAUUUUCAAAGUAGUUGUAUGCCAAAUUUAUCUGUUCCAUAUGAAAGGCCUAUAUCCCCUGAGCAUUUUGGUUCCAUUCUUUAACUUCUCAGUCAAUUUUUAAGAAAAUGGUAGUUGUUAAAAAUUUGAUCAAAUUUGUUAAAGUCGCUCCCAGGC